AUGGACGUAGAAGAAUGGAGGAGAGCCUUGACAAGAGCCAACCUCUUGCCCGAAUUCCAAGACGUGCUUGAUGGAUUUGUCCACGGUUUCGACCAAGGGAUACCGGCCCAUAAGAUUGGCAAUGAACCCCACUACACCCCACCCAACCAUACCUCGGCGUUGCAAGCAAAGGAGAAAAUCCAAGAAUUGAUCGCGAAAGAGAUAGAGGCAGGGCGAAUGUUCGGACCAUUCGAGAAAGAACAAGUAAACAGUAUGUUCCCGUUCUUCAGAACCAACCCACUGGGAGCGGUAAUCAAGGGAGACGGCUCGAUGAGACCGAUCAACGACCUCUCCUUCCCACAUGGGAAAGGAGGGAUCCCUUCAGUAAACUCUUUUGUAAACGCAGAGGAUUUCAAAACUACCUGGGACGAUUUCAACAUUGUAGCAGAAUUCUUCAGGAAAGACAAAGGACCGCUUAUAGGCAGAUCCCGACGGCAAGAGACCAAUGGGCCUUAUCUGAUGAUUAAAGAUUUCGACGAUAAGAUUGUGCUGGACACCCGAAUCACGUUUGGAGGGGUGGCAGGAUGCGGCUCCUUUGGGCGACCAGCAGACGCUUGGAAAAUGAUCAUGAAAAGCGAGUUCGAUCUGGUAGAGGUCUUCCUCUGGGUAGACGAUAACCUAUUCAUAAAGAAGCCAAGCUCCCGAGUUACCAUGGACGACAUUGUACAAAGAUCAAACAAGUUGGGCGUGAAGACAAAUGAAACCAAAUUCUCACCUUUCCAGAUAGAACAGAAAUACAUAGGCUUCAUAUGGAACGGGACAGAGAAGACGGUUCGACUGCCCGAGGGGAAGAUCAAAGAGCGCAUCCAGCAGAUAGAAGUGUUCCUGACUCCAAAUCACCAAAGCACCUUUGCCAAAGUGGAGGUCCUGGCCGGGAGGUUGAACCACGUGUCAUUCAUCCUCCCACAGUUGCAAUGCUAUCUUUGCUCGCUAUAUCGAUGGUUAAAAAAUUGGUUCUCCCAUAUGGCACCCAGACACACACCCGUCGACGCGAGAGAAGAUUUGGCGUACUGGCUCUAUACCCUGAAAACCUUCCACGAAACAAGGCUGAUGCCAAACCCAGCACCGACAGAUGUCGGGUGGGUAGGAGACGCAUUGACAAGCUAUGGCAUUGGGGUCCUCAUAGGGAAGAAAUGGACCCAACUCAAGGCGGUGAAGGGAUGGGAUUCCGAAGGAACACACAAACGUAACAUUGCAUGGCUAGAGACUGUCACGGUUUGA
This is a messenger RNA of Puccinia graminis f. sp. tritici CRL 75-36-700-3, 1260 nucleotides long. RefSeq lists its product as uncharacterized. The transcript has 2 exons. NCBI's taxonomy places the organism in Eukaryota, Fungi, Basidiomycota, Pucciniomycetes, Pucciniales, Pucciniaceae. The record is from RefSeq and is a predicted model, not a curated record. The coding region runs from base 1 to 1260 and encodes 419 amino acids.